CUAACUGACCCUAAAUUUUCAAGGUUUCCCCAAUACUGUUUUUGUUAAUCCAUCCAAUUCACAAAAAUCCUGGUCAUCCCCUAGUGAGAUAGAAUAUUUAGCAUCUUCAACUAGAUAUGCAUUGGCAAAUUACUCUUGUGAAAGGAAGAGAGCAAAAAGAUAGAACUUUUACUAUAAUUAGCACCCUGCAAAUAGCUAAAUGGAUACGGGAGUGUACCAGAAAAAAUUCAGGCACAAAACGUCAAAAGCCAAAGGCUUCUCCUAGCCCCUGAACUAAAAAGCACUAACAUGUAUAGUUCGUUUAACCUCCAAAGCUCUCACAUUGCCAUAACUAUCUCCCAGUUGCAACAAGCAUCCCUGUGGCAAAUAAACCCCUCAAUGGAAACCAUCAAAUUUCAAGCCAAAAAAAGGGGGUCUUUCAUUCAAGCCAAGACCUAGAACAAGUGAACAACCCUAAUUCGCCCCCCCAAAAAAAAAAAAAAAACCUAAUUGGCAAAACAUGGGAGAAAGGGAGGAAACCAAGUACAGUAGGAAGAAGCGGCAUAGUUAUUCUCACAGAACCACUCCCAACAACCCCCCACAUACAACCGAAUGAAACCCUAAUUUUCUAAUUGCCCACACAGUGAGCCAGCUGAAUUGAAAUUUAAGAUACAAAACCCAGAGAAGCAAAUUCAUAGUAACAGAGAGGGGAAAUUGAAGAAGCAAAAGAGGUUAAAGAGAGAGAACCAUCUUCUUCCAGCCGGAAGGAGCAGGGAGCUCGACCGAGAAACCCUCGUCCUGGACAAGAGUAUUGGUCUCUUCCUUCUUCUCCGCCGAGUUAGCCAUGUCGGUUCUCUUGCAAACCCUUUUUCACCUAACUUCCACCCACAAAGCACCAAAGCGAGAAAUUAAUAAGAACCCUUUCGAACCUGCACCACCCAGAGAAGUGGUAGCUAGAGAUGGGGAUAGAGAGAGAAAGAAGAUAUAGAGAGAGAGAGUUCAAUUUUACCCACCAGAAAACUGCACGCAAAGAAACACACACAAACAGAGAGAGACCCUCAAAAAGGAUAUUUCGAGAACAACACUAGCGCACAAGCAGAUGCCACACAAGCUCAGCUGAGUGAGCCAAACCCGGAAAACAAUAAUAAAUAAAGAUUUAAUCUUUUUGAUAAAAAAAAUAAGAACAAUAUAUGAAGUAAGCUUUAGCAGAGCAGAAGAAGGACUGAAAGGAGAGGAGUUAUUCUGUCUCUUUCUGGGCUUUAUCCGUUUGAUUUUCCCAUUUUUGUCUUCUCUUUUUCCUAUUUUCCCCCAAGGAGAAAAAAAAAACAGAAAUAAAUUGAAUGGUGAAGGCGAGAUGUCGGGAGGAGGACACUUGUCGCCAUCUCCACGGCCGGCCCAACGGUCGGGAUUUGUGCUUUCUUAUUUCGUCGGUGACCGUUCGCUGCCGCAGCGUAGCUUUUAUUGAAAAACUUGAACUAAAUUAAAUAAUAUAUAAAAAGAGGAAUAUUAAAAUAAUCCUAUUGGAUCGAAAAGCUUAUGUUAGCCAAUCAGCUGCCGAGAAAUUUCCAAGUAAUUAUAAUUUUUUUCUUUCAAGUGUAGGUUUGGGCCAUUUCGAAUGCAACAUGGGCUUACGGAUUCGUUUUGGUCCGUAUACAGCCUCCGGUGGGCUGGGCUUUAUCUCCAUUUCUCACCGAAAUCCAUCAAUCAUUUCAAUUCCAAAGCCGCCAAAGGGAAUACGAUAGAGCAAACCGUGGUCCAGGGUGGCCCGUUGCCAAGAAGAGGCCCAAGUACACUAGUUACAUUGCGUGGUAGUGGGCUUUUGAGUAACGUAAAAGGCAUAUGGCCCAUAGGCACAUGGAGUGGAGCUUGAGAAGGGGCAAUGUCCAACAUGGUGUAAUGUUGAAGAAAGAGGGGGUAGUGUUGAAGGUGUGUAGAUAAUUAAGAGGAGAGAUGAAAGCACAAAAGAAGCUCUUGUUUUGGAAGAAGAAGAAGAAAAAAACGUGUUUGUGUUGGCCAAAUGAAAGCAUGUUCGAGCUUAGAUCGUUAAUAUGACACGAUGUUAAUUGGAUUUGCAGGGCAAAUGACAUCCACCUCUCGCACCUAGCGUUGUACAGCAAAGACUGAUCACAAGUGGCAGUCGAUUCUUAGAGGUCGAAGAGAAUACAAUCUAUAAUACUUAUGUGCUUAGCAAGAAAUUAUAUACAUAGUCAUGAAAAUUACUAGGGUUGGUAUAACCAGAAAUCUCGAGUCAUGUUUAAGUCUGCGAGCAAAAGGUUAUAAGGCGAAUGCAUGCCUGCUACUACAAACUCUUAGCCACCUUCGAUUAUCGAAUGAAACUUCGAUUUUUUUUUUUUUUGCUUGCUUAAUAGAUAACGCACUCUGCUGGCUCUUCUUUUCCCUCAACUUGAUUUAAGCGUUCGAGAGUCACUUUACAAACCCUCAGACAUUCCACAUGUUAUGUAUCCAUGUAUGUGGACAAUAUGUAGCUAGGGAAAGUUAGGCAAUGGGGAUGGAGAGAAGAGAAGCUAUAUGGAUAGUUUCGAAAUUUAGAUGCUAAGUCCAACAUCAAGAGCUUUUUUUGUAGGUGAGUAGGGGUGUCCAUUCGGGUUCGGUUUUUCGGGUUUACCCGAAACCGACCCGAUUAUAUACAUUUUCGGUUUUUCGGGUUCGGGUUUGUUUCGAGUUUCGGGUUUUUUGGUUUCGGGUUCGGUUUUGCUUAUCGAUUUUUCGGGUUCCGGCUAAAAACCUCCAAUGAAUAGAACUCAACCCGUAUUCUUAGGCGUUCGGGUUUCGGUUUUGCUUUAACCGAACUCGAACCCGAUAAAGAAUUUUUGGGUUUUGGGUAACCGAAACCCGCAAGUCCUUAUCGGGUUCGGUUUCGGUUUUAGUGGUUUUCGGUUUCGGGUUUUCGGGUUUUUUCGGGUUUCGGUUCGGGUAACCGAACCCGACCCGAACUGACACCCCUAUAGGUGAGACAAACAAAUUGACCAUGCCACAUCUCUAGGUCUUAUAACUUGAAUAUAUAGCUAAGCUAACACAAAUAUAUGAAUAUGCACGCAUCCUCUUCUUGACUCAUCACCGUCGAUCAUUAAUGCACCCAAUUAGCUAUUCCAUCUACAAUGAAGUUUACAUAACGGAUAACCUAUCCACUUCUCCAUCUACAUGCCUAAUUGGUAGGCAGGGUUGUCAGUUCGGUUUUGGGUUUUCGAUUUAAUCUAAAGUUGAACCGAUAAGGUGUUUUUAUCGGUUAAAAUCGAAAUGAUAAGAAACUGAAAAUUUCAACCACGAUAAACAACCAUUGCACAAUAUGUUUGAUUUUUAGUUCCAUGAAACCAUGUCGAACAAUUAAACCACCUAAUGGUUUGGUUCGAUUUCAAGGGAGGGGGCUUGCUUCGAUUUCUUGGUUUCUAGAAUUACGAUUAGGUUUAACAGGAAAAAAUCUCGAUAUCCCAGUCCUAUCAGUAGGUUCGUUCGGUCAAGCUGAUAGCUGGAUGGUUACUACGAUUUAAGAGUUAGGAUCAACUAUGCAUUUUUUUAAGCUUUUGGGUAUGUGACAAGACACACAAUAUGCUGUCCAUGUCUAGCUAGUUGUAUACUAAACUUAACUAGGUAAA
Molecule: messenger RNA, 3593 nt
Organism: Linum trigynum
Lineage: Eukaryota; Viridiplantae; Streptophyta; Magnoliopsida; Malpighiales; Linaceae
Source: the annotation of a GenBank genome assembly